AUGAGCGUGACUGUCAGGGGCUCCCCAGCCGCUUUUGAGGCGGGUGGGGGGGCGACAAUGGCCAGCGGUAGAGUCGAGGAAGAUGAAAGAGCAGCAGCUGCCACUGUGGUGCCUGGCUCCGUGCAGCUUGUGCUGAGCAUCCUGCAUACCUUGUUAUACGCUGCCCUCUUCUCAUUUGCCUACCUGCAGCUGUGGCGGCUGCUCCUUUAUGGAGAGCGGCGGCUGAGUUACCAGAGCCUCUGCCUCUUCCUCUGCCUUUCGUGGGCAGCACUCAGGACCACUCUUUUCUCUGCCGCCUUCUCCCUCGGCGGCUCCCUGCCCCUUCUCUGGCCGCCCUCUAACCUCCAUUUCUUCUCCCGCUGGCUCCUCUACUGCUUUCCUUCCUGCCUCCAGUUCUCCACGCUCUGUCUCCUCAACCUCUACCUGGCAGAGAUUAUCUGUAAAGUCAGAUGUGCAGCUGAACUUGACAAAAACAAAAUUCUUCUACAUCUGGGAUUUAUGUUGGCAAGCCUUCUCUUUUUGGUGACGAACUUAACUUGUUCAGUGUUAGUUCAUGGAGAUAUUUCAGAAAAUCAAUUGAAAUGGACAAUAUUUGCUCAAGCACUAAUUAGUGAUAGCCUAGUCAUUCUUUGUGUCAUUUCAUUAGUUAGUUACAUAUGCAAAAUUGCAAAAGUGUCAUCAGCAAAUGUCUACCUCAAAUCAAAGGGAACAUCUAUGUGUCAGACUGUUACAGUAGGCUCAGUAGUCAUUCUUCUCUAUUCCUCAAGAGCUUGUUAUAAUUUGGUGGUGAUUACUCUAUCUCAGGAAACUAUAGGAAGCGCAUUUACCUAUGGAUGGGAUAAUCUUUCAGAAAAGAAUCAUGUGGAAGACAUCAGUGAAGAAGAAUAUGUAGUGUUUGGCAUGAUCCUCUUUUUGUGGGAACAUAUACCAGCCUGGUCAGUGGUGCUGUUUUUCAGAGCACAGAAGCCAAACCAGAAUUUGGCUCCUGAUGGUAUUGUAAAUAGUCACAGUUAUACUUCCAGAGCUUACUUUUUCGACAACCCAAGACGGUAUGAUAGUGAUGAUGACUUGCCAAGACUUGGAGGCUCAAGAGAAGGAAGUUUAUCUAAUUCACAAGGCUUGGGUUGGUAUGGAACCGUAACUGGAAGUGGCAGCAACAGUUUCAUAGUCAAUCCUCAUCCGAAUGGACCAACAUCAGACUCUGCUCCUUUGCUCUUUGCUUGUGGUAACUUAGAUUUGAACAAUCACCAUAGCUUAUAUUCAACUCCACAAAACUGAUAACACCACCAAAAUCUGUAUUCCUAAAGUGGUUUUCAUGAGUAUGUAUUUUCUAAGUAUUUUGGCUUUAUCUACAUUAACAUUCCAUUACCUUUUAUAACUAAGGGAAAAAAAUAAAGCUAGAAUUAGCUUAAAUGGAAGACAAAACCAUUACUCAUGAUCUCUUCAUUACAAAUGAAGUAGAAUUGAAACUUUAGAUUUGGAGAUAAAUAAGGGCCCUAGAAUUUCCUGAUUUUAGAAGCAUAAAAUGCAUAUUUGCACUUUUUUCAUUAUACUCUGAAAGAAUGAACAAUAAUCUUAAAAAUAAUAUUCUAGUGUUCCAAUAGUUUUGUUUUACUGUACACCAAACCUGGGCAACAGUCUUUCUGAAAAGAUCGAAGUGUCAUAAGUGAAUUUUAGUACUGGCUUCAGUACCACUAUUUCCUUUUGAAAGCAAGUCAUACAACUAGCUAGAACUUACAAAAUCAAGCCAAGGCAUCAACUAUAGCCUUGGUGCUACCUGGUUAGUUCUUGCUCUUUCUUUCUGCAAAGUUCUAGAUUGAUAUAUCAGCUGUAGUUCGAGUGUUUCCUGGCUAGUUUCCUAUUUUACUCGAUAUAGAUCUUCCCCUUCUGCUAUCUAUUUUUUGAAGUACAAAUCUUUACCUUUCUCUUUUUCUCGGCAUAAAAUUCCACUGUAACCAUCCUGCCUUGUAACUAAAACCUAUAUAAAGUUUCUGAAAAUGCUGUUCAUGGCCCAUUGUUUUUUGUGAACCAUGGGUCUUUGCUCCAAACAUAUAACAAACUGGUUAUUAAAACGUCUCUGCAUGUUGAUAAGUAUAAUUGGCAGCAGUACCUAUCAACAAGUCCUUGGACAAUUUCUACAUCAAAAGCAUAUAUUAUGUAUUCAGUGAUGUUCUCUGUAUGGAACUGCAAAAUUAAUUAGAAGGACAUGAAGUGAAUUCAAGCAUAACAGUUCAAUACUUUAAAAAUAUAUACUAGAAGUAUUGUUUUUAAAGAAAUGGUCUUUUAAAUAUGAAUUCUAAAACUCUAACCAAAAUUUUCUUGAAAGUAUUUACAAUUGUUGUAUUAACUGUAAUACAAUGGUGACUAGCAUAGUUAAUAAAAGGUGAUUGUCAAUUCUUAUUAGGCAAAACUAGCUAAUGAAUACUCUGACUAGAGUUCUUGGUCAAGAGAUUCUUUUGCAGUAACGUGAUUUCAUUCUAUGUGGAUUACUUGAAACCUAGUUUCUUCAGAAAAGGAACAGUGAAUUUAAACUCAAGAAUGGUAGAAAUUCUUGGAGCCAAACAAAUUCAUAGAUCCAGUUGAUGAAAUGAACAAUUCUAGUUGUUUAGGGUUUUUUUAAUGUUAUAGGUUAGGGCUACAAUAACUUUUGAAACAAUUAUCUUGGAUUAAUCAGAGAAGCUAAUUAUCAGUAAUGGGAUUAUCUUCAAGUAUAUGAAAUCACGAUUAAUUAGCAUAGUAAACAUAAGCGCAGUACUUCAGAACAUGUAUUGCUUCAAAUUUUUGGUAUAUGGUGUUCAUAUUUUUAUAUAUCUUCUAUAUGUGCAAUGUCAAACAUUGGGAUAAUAAAUAAGUGUAUGUACAGUAAAUGUAUUUGAUUUUUAAAAGUGGCUAGCAAUGUUUAAGAGAAUGCUUUACUUUUUAAACUAAAUUUCAUUUUCUUCAUGCCCUCUCCUAAAUCUGAAAAAAAAAUUGAUAGUGAGGAUAUGUUAAUUUUAUCAUAGAGUUUUUAAAUGUACUUUUAAAAAGUGUGUCUUUAUGGAAACCUUAAACAACAAUAGUGGGUACUAGAAAAUACCUAGCAAUUUAGACUGGGAUAAUUGCCACUACAUGUUAAAAGAUCAACUGCUUUCUUCUGCCUUAAAAAAAAAAAAACAACAACAACAAAGGAGCUAACACUAAUUCGUGGGAGUACUUUUACUCUCCAGUACUGUCUGGGAAGUUCAAUUGAAUUUCAUUAAAAACUGAAAGAAAUUUUAGUUAAUAUUGAUGCAAUACCCUCACUAAAAUGGUAAUAUUACUAGAGGUAUAACCAAAAGGAAAAUGAAGUUUUUGUUUUGAAUUGUUGAGUAGGCUGCUCAUACAUAGCUAAAUAAACUUCUUACAGGGCAGAUAUGACUUUUGAUUCAAACAUAGGUAUAAACACUGUAGCUAUAACUAAAAGUCUAUUUACUGUUUAGAAAAUCCAAUGAUGGAAAUGCUUGUGCUUCAAAAUCUUCUAUUAACUAAUUUCUCCAGUAUAAAACAUGCAGCAUAUAAAUUAUUUUGUCAACACAAAUUUUUGGAAUGCCUCUUAACUUUUUAAAAUUUUGUUAAUUUAAACUAUAUUAUUAUAAUCCAUCCAUCAUUGACUAAGAAUAUUUGUCAUUUGUUCAUUCCCUGGUCUAAGAGCAAAUUUGUUCUUUUUGGAUUUCCCAAGAUAAGGCCAUUUGACCAGCAAAACAUUAAAAGACUUUUAAAAAGAAAGAUAUUUUUAGUAUUAAAUAUCUUGGCUCUUCCAGCUGCUUUGGUUUGACUUACCCAGAUUGUGAUUCAGAAACUUGUUUAUUUCAUCAGCUAGUAGACCUGAAUCCUUACCUUCUUUUUUCUCCCUGCACACACCUCCCUCCAAAAAAAUCACCAAAGAUAAAAUAAACUAUCUAAGUUUCUGGCCUGAUUUUUGCUAAAGAAUUCCAAAGCACUAGGAGCACUUUAAUUAUGGUCUGGAAGGAAGGGAGUGUAUGUAAAAGAGCAAAGGGCUAGUGGCUUACGAUUCACUUUGCACUGAAACACAUAAUGACAAUUUUAGAACUUUCUUUUGAUUCGCAAAUCUGGAAAAAUGAGUCUUGUUAUGAAGCAUAAAAUUCUAUGUGACUAUAGUACCAAUUUUUACAUUUUUUUAAUGGAGGGCUAUUAAUUUUGGAAUUCUGACCACUCAUUUUGGCUGGUUGUAGUUUUGCUGAUGUGAUUUGUUGCUCAAAAUUGGCUUUUAUAUGCAUAGUUUUCCAUUUAUUCUUUCAUCCUUUCCUUCUCUUUCUCUCCUUUCUUUCUUUCUUUUUUGUUUACAUUGCUGAGAAACACUGUUAAUCAUGUGCAAGCUAAUUGAAAAAGUAUAGCUAUGGCCAAUGAAUGUAUUAUUUGUUAUUUCACUAAAAUGUAACAAAGCACUACUGAUAAAAUAAAAGUGGUUUUGUACCCUU
This is a messenger RNA of Trichosurus vulpecula (common brushtail), 4457 nucleotides long. It is a transcript of the gene GPR137C, whose product is annotated as G protein-coupled receptor 137C. The record is from RefSeq and is a predicted model, not a curated record. Bases 1 to 1278 code for a protein of 425 amino acids. Gene Ontology annotation, cellular component: lysosomal membrane. Lineage: Eukaryota; Metazoa; Chordata; Mammalia; Diprotodontia; Phalangeridae. Gene Ontology annotation, biological process: positive regulation of TORC1 signaling. The transcript has 7 exons.